This is a messenger RNA of Entrophospora candida, 392 nucleotides long. The record is from the annotation of a GenBank genome assembly. NCBI's taxonomy places the organism in Eukaryota, Fungi, Glomeromycota, Glomeromycetes, Entrophosporales, Entrophosporaceae.
GGUGGAGUGUUGAACCGCCUCCCGUAACAGGAAUGGCAUCACCACCACACCUCCUCCAAUCACAAGGAUCUGAUCCAAACUGUAUAUAUGUGGUGAAGCAAGGACAAUUGACUAUUACAUUUACAUCGGCAGAAAACAACGAACUAAAUGUGAUCAAGAGAAUUCUACCACUUACCAUGAUAGGUGAAUUGGAAUUUUUCACUGAUAAUCAGCGACCAACAAACCUGGUGACAAAUACUCCAUAUGUUCUAUGGAAAAUAGAUCAAGCUGCUUAUUUGAGAAUGUUGGGAUAUAAUCCAAUUUUAAGAACCACUUUUAUGAAAUUGGCAGUGAAACUUUCUGUAGAAAGGUUACAAGACUCGAAUCAUUAUGCCUUUAAUUUAAAAAAAUGA